Molecule: messenger RNA, 1282 nt
Organism: Hipposideros armiger (great roundleaf bat)
Lineage: Eukaryota; Metazoa; Chordata; Mammalia; Chiroptera; Hipposideridae
Product: HLA class II histocompatibility antigen, DR alpha chain
Exons: 5
Coding region: 110-874 (254 amino acids)
Biological process (GO): antigen processing and presentation; immune response
Cellular component (GO): MHC class II protein complex; membrane
Source: RefSeq, a predicted model, not a curated record
UUUUAAUCAGUCAGAUACCGUGGCACCCUACAUUCUCUUUCUUUUAUUUUUCUCCGUUCUGCCUCACUCUUAAGCUUUACUGAUCCCCAUCAAAGCAUCCAAGAAGAAAAUGGCCAUAAUUGGAGUCCCAAUAUUGGGAUUUUUCAUCAUAGUUCUACUGACUAGCCUUCAGGAAUCAUGGGCUAUCAAAGAGGAUCAUGUGAUCAUCCAAGCUGAGUUCUAUAUGACCCCUGAUUCAUCUGGCGAGUUUAUGUUUGACUUUGAUGGUGAUGAGAUUUUCCACGUGGAUCUGGAAAAAAAGCAGACGGUCUGGCGGCUUGAAGAAUUUGGACAUUUUGCCGGCUUUGAGGCUCAGGGUGCAUUGGCUAACAUAGCUGUGGACAAGGCCAACCUGGACACCAUGAUGAAGCUUACCAACAACACCCCAAACACAAAUGUACCUCCAGAGGUGACUGUGCUCCCGAACAAGCCUGUGGAGCUGGGAGAGCCCAACAUCCUCAUCUGUUUCAUUGACAAGUUCUCCCCACCAGCGAUCAAUGUCACAUGGCUGCGAAAUGGAAAACCUGUCACCACAGGAGUGUCAGAGACAGUCUUCCUGCCCAGGGAAGACCACCUUUUCCGCAAGUUCCACUAUCUCCCCUUCCUGCCCUCUACCGAGGACGUCUACGACUGCCAGGUGGAUCACUGGGGUUUGGAUGAGCCGCUCCUCAAGCACUGGGAGUUUGAAGCACGGACCCCCCUCCCAGAGACAACAGAGAAUGUGGUGUGUGCCCUGGGCCUGAUUGUGGGUCUGGUGGGCAUCAUUGUUGGGACCAUCUUCGUCAUCAAGGGGGUGCGCAGAGGCAGUGCUGCUGAACACAGAGGGCCUCUGUGAGGGACUUCAGGUAAUGGACUAUCUUAUAGAGAAGAUCAAUGAAGAGAUUUCUGCUUUAGUAUCUUCAAAAACCUGGCAAUUCUCCAAUGUUCACUUCUGUGAAGACUGCCACUCUCCAGCACUUCCCAGCCCUGUAGUCACUCUAAGAGCGGUGACGCAUCUCCGUCUCUCCAUGCUCUAACAGCUAGUUGGGCUUCCCUACCUAUUGCCCCUUCCUGUAUCUUGUCCAUUCCCCAUUAUCUUUUUACUAUUAGCAUGUAAUGACCCUGAAAUAGAUCCCAUAAGAUCUUUUUUUGCUAUGAAACCUUUAGAACAUUUCAUGGAGGCAUCUCCUAUAUACUUAUUGCUUGGGGCUUCUUCAAACUGUGAUUGUAAUUUUUCUGAAUACAAUAAACUAUUGGAUCAGUA